UGCUCUGAUUCUGCAGGUGCAAAGCUGGUCUCCGAACUAGCCGCUGCUGUGAAGGCGAGGGAAAAACACACAUUUCAUGAUGGCGUCUGCAAAUGCCACAUAUGGACAGAAGGAGUCCUCAGACCAGAACUUUGAUUACAUGUUUAAAAUCCUCAUCAUCGGCAACAGCAGUGUGGGAAAAACUUCAUUCCUCUUCCGCUACGCAGACGAUUCAUUCACGCCAGCCUUUGUCAGCACGGUGGGCAUCGACUUCAAGGUGAAGACCAUUUACAGGAAUGACAAGAGGAUAAAGCUGCAAAUAUGGGACACUGCAGGACAGGAGCGCUACAGGACAAUCACCACAGCCUACUACAGGGGAGCCAUGGGCUUCAUCCUAAUGUAUGACAUUACCAAUGAGGAGUCCUUCAACGCAGUGCAAGACUGGUCGACCCAGAUCAAGACAUACUCGUGGGACAAUGCUCAGGUCCUUUUGGUGGGGAACAAGUGUGAUAUGGAGGAUGAACGAGUGGUGGCUUCAGAGAGAGGCCGGCAGCUGUCGGAGCAGCUGGGUUUCGAGUACUUUGAGGCGAGUGCUAAAGACAACAUUAAUGUGAAGCAAACCUUUGAGCGGCUGGUGGACAUCAUCUGUGAGAGGAUGACAGAGACUCUGGACAACAACGACCCAACCGUUACUGGAGCCAAGCAGGGCCCACAGCUCACCGAGCAGCCCCAGAGAUCCCAUCAGGACUGUGCUUGCUGAACACGACUGACCACAGUUUCACACUUCUUUUUUUCCUUUCCUUUCCCCUUCACAUGAACACCAAGCUUUACUACACACAAACACUGCCGUACAUUUUCCACCCCUCUGUCCUCGAGUGGCAGACCUCCCCUAAAGAUGGUGGUUUCAGUAACAAACGCAGUGUAAACUGGAUUCAACCAGUCUGGGUUAGAGUCGGUCCAGUCUGAGAGCAAAUGGUUCCUCAUUAAUGUGUCUGCACCUGGAAGAUGUUUGUUGCUGCGUUAGUUUGUUUACGAGUCGGUCUGGUCUGUCUGAGCGAGCCACUUUUUAUACACGGUUAGGAUCCAGGUUUGAUCUUCAAACAGGGUUGCUUGGAGUUUUCUGGAUGUUUUUUUAAAGUCAUCGUAUAAACAUGGAGGCCAUGUCAGAGUUUUUAAAAGUUUUAUUAAAUGUGUGCCAGCUGCAUUAGGAGUGACAGGCUCUGGACCACUAGAUUGUUAAACUUAUUAUGAAACGAGUGUUUAGUGGAUUAUUUCUCUCCAUAGAGUCUCCUUACAGCCGGGGGGAACUGGGGAUGAUGGAACGUCUGUAGCAGGAACAACAUCUAAACAUGUGCUGGGUCAGUGCAGCAGAGUUGUGUGUACUAGACCUUUAUCUACUAGAACUUUAAAAAUAAAUGAUUUUCUCCCAUCAGAAGCCUUUAGGUCUGAUUGCAGGAGGGAUGACAGAGUUUCUGUUUUACGUGGUGGGCCAAGAUGGCGCCUUGCAGCGGGCAUGAGGGAAACUCCAGUCACGGAUCGGGUUGAUCAGUGCUGCGUGUCAGAUUGGACUACUUCAUUGUCCAGUUCGUUGCCAGGAAUGGACAGUUGUCUUUGACUCCGGCAUAAAGAUGCUGUACAAGACGAAAGCGUGGAGCCAGAUGAAAAGAUCAUUAACAAUUAAUAAAAACAGUGAAGCAACACUGAGUUCAGCAGAGCCGAGAAGCAGAAAAAUGAUCAUAAAAUCAGUUUUUAUAUACAGGUAGAUGUAAAGAGUUAUAAGUCAGAGGUAUUUCUUACUUUAUUGAUUACCAGUAACAGAUUUACUCCUGAGACCCACUAAUAAUAUGAAAGAAGACUUUCAAUAAAAAAUAAUAAAAUAAAAAUGACAUAGAAAGUUCUCAGAGUCGACCCACAUGUUCAGCCACGUUGCUCCUUCCACAGAAAACAAGCCAACACCGCCUACGUGGCUGUUACAGCCAGGUAGAGCUAACACACCUGUCUGUGUGAUUUAAGGGGAGAAAUGAUCCACCAAACACUCGUUUUCUUACUUUUUGUGCUAAACUUAGUUUAAAUCAUUAUUUAUUAAAGCAUACUUUUCACAACAGUGUAUAAAUGUCUAAAGGUCAUUUUUAAAUUGCUUAUAUUUACCAUAUAACUAUGAAAUGAUGAGAAUGACGUAGGAUCAGCACCUGUGCUGUAGCAAGAGCUGCAUGCUGCUGACGUUUUCAGCCCAUUCUGCUUGUACGAGCAGUUGUCUGAAUUUAAAACCUCCGUCCCACAUUUUCUGGACUUGGAUCAAGCAAACCGGGUCGAGGAUGCAGGUCAGAGGCCCUUCAUGUUGAAUUAACUUUCAUUGGAUGCAUACGAUGUGCAACAUACAGUCAGAAGAAAGGCACAUGAUGGAGUGUGAGCACAGACUUCCCAUCAUCUACUUCCUGCUAGUCUUCUCCGUCUUGUAAAUGAUGCUUCUGUCUUUAUUUUUGGUGGAAUGUUGAUGUUUUUAAGCAUGUUAGCUGUCUCUCGCUUCGAUGAUAAGGUACCUGUCUGCUCCUGUGUUUAGUACCAACCUUCUUUAAGUCAUGCAGUCACUGCUGAGGCAUGCACAAACAUAUACUUUAGCUAAAUGACUGAUUUUAUGUUAUUUAUUCUUAUUUUUAUUUAACUAAUUUUAAGUAGAUGCACUGCAGAUGUUCAGUGGUCUUCCACCGUCUCGGCUGUUAGACUCUGCAGUGCGUAGGACGUGUCCAGGAGGCGAGCAUGUAACUUAAAACGUGGGGAGUUCUUCCCACAUUCAGCUGAUAAAGUGUGUGAAUGUGUAGUUUGUAUAAAGAGUCAGUUUCAGGAUAAAUUUAGUGCUUGUUAGACGUCUUCUAUGACUGGGACUGAACCCUUUAUUAAAAAGUGGAUUUCAUGUCAAUGGUUCACAUUUGACUUGUUUACUGUUUGUUUUUCUUUCUUUUUUUUUUGUUUAUUUAUUGUGUUUUGCUACUACUGUAAACUUGCUGAAGACAGGAAACAGAUGGACCCCCCCCCCCCCAGCCCGGUAGAUAGUAGUUGGGUGAAUUGUGCUGUAAAACUGUAAAAUCAGGUUUAUUAAAGUGAGGAAUCAAUAAACAUCUGUAAAAGCA
Melanotaenia boesemani (Boeseman's rainbowfish) is the source of this 3107-nucleotide messenger RNA. RefSeq names its product ras-related protein Rab-3A-like. Gene Ontology annotation, molecular function: GTPase activity; GTP binding. NCBI's taxonomy places the organism in Eukaryota, Metazoa, Chordata, Actinopteri, Atheriniformes, Melanotaeniidae. Gene Ontology annotation, biological process: axonogenesis; maintenance of presynaptic active zone structure; regulation of synaptic vesicle fusion to presynaptic active zone membrane. The coding region runs from base 77 to 739 and encodes 220 amino acids. The record is from RefSeq and is a predicted model, not a curated record. Gene Ontology annotation, cellular component: synaptic vesicle; plasma membrane; endosome. The transcript has 5 exons.